GACGUGCCGAACUGGUUUGACAGCGAAAAAAUUCAUUGAUUUUUUCGGAAACCAAAAGUGUCCCCAGGAACGAACAAACGACGACGACGCAAACAAAUUCCACCAAAAAGUUCCCAUUUUUCACGGCCGACUGCGCGCGUGUUAGGGUCGGUGCAAUAAUUUCCCGCUGGCGCUUCAUUCAUUGGCGCCCCGCGUGCACUGGUGGGCGCCAGUUGUUCAACAGCAAAGGUCGAUUGCCGUGGCCGGUGGAGACGGUCAAGGCGCAACUUGCUGCACCAUCACUGCUGGCUGGCUGGCUGGCUGAUAUUGUGUGUGAACGAACGGUUUGUGUGUGAGCAGCACACUGCAGAUUUUCCGCUGCAUUUUCAUCACGUAUCGAUUUCCUGUGUCUGCCAGCACCCAAUGCUUGUGCACGAUGGUCGAAUUGUUGCCAUUUAGGAGGAUCUUCCUAGCUGUGACACGAAACGCGACGAUGUGUUGUGUGCUGAAGAGAUGAAGUGUUUUCCCGGUAGCAAUAGUAGCCAAGAACGACCUCCUUCUCCUCCUCCUUCACGGGCUGUCGGUGAGGGUAGGGGACGACGACGACAAACACGACGGAUGUCCAGUGUGUUGGCGCUGGAUCCGUGCAGUAGACGACGACGAUUGCAUUUCACUGGACGAAUUUGGUCGCCCGCGCGGCCGGGGCAAGGUUUCGCUUCGACCGCAGCACCACCACCGGCGGCAGCAGCAGCAUGAUGAUGGCCAACAAUAAUUCCGGUGAAGUGAAGACAGCAGCAGCCGCACCACCACCACCACCGAGUGAUGGCGGCGGUGGUGGUGGUGGUGGCGGUGGGGAAGAAAGUGCGAGUGACGGUGCUGGCAGCGGGGGAGGAGGGGACAGCAGUGAGGUGAAUAUCCGGCGGGGGCUGGACGUGAUACAGAGCAUGAUCGAUAUAUCGGCCGAUCGGCUCGAGGGCUUGCGAACGCAGUGUGCGACGAGCGCCGAACUGACGCAGCAGGAAAUCCGCACGCUCGAAACGAAGCUGGUGAAGCUGUUUUCCGAUCUGUUGAUUACGAAAUCGAAGCUUCCGGAGCGGCUGCCCGCCCGGGGUUUGCCCGCAACCGGAAACGAACUCAAGCAAUGGCUCAGAGUUGUUGGUCUGAGCUGUGCAUCACUUAAUGCUGUGAUACAACAGGUCACCACGCUGGAAGGACUGCUCGAGAAGGACGAGCGAGAGCUGCGGACAAUCAUGGGCAACAACGUGUACGUCCGGGAGGAGGAAAUUAAGCGGCUGACGCGUGCCUGCGGCAAUCUGCGACGGUGCCGCGAACAUCUCGAACUGCCCGCCUCCGACGGUGGUGGCCGAAAGGGCACGGAACCGCACGAUCUCUUCUGGGAUUCGUGGGACCGUCAGCCAGCCUGCCAUCGAACGUCACCUCGCGUCAACCGGUCGUUGGGUGGAAGUAAAGCCACCGCCAAGCAUAAUGCCGCCGCCGCCUCGGGAAGCUACCAUAAUCAACGCCAUCAUAACAAUGGGCCCACUGAAUCGACACACGCUACCAACACAAGCCCCCAGACGGAGGACGGCAGCAUGCAACACGAAGGAGGACUGCUGAAUCCGCAGCACGCGAUCUCACCGGACGAGGCUUCCACCAGUGGCUGCACCCCUUCGCCAUCGCCACCGAACUCGCCCUCGAACGUGUUGCUACACAACAAGCAGAAUCGGCGCGGCUUUCCCACAACGCCACCGCCGAGAAAGAAACACCAGACGGCACUCCUAUCGUAUGCGUCCGCUUCCUCUUGUUCCCCGGUGACGGCAUCAUCGUCGACCGUUUCGACUGUGGCCAGUGGUACGAACAACACCACCAGCACAUCCAGUUCUGCGGCGUGUUCGGCCGCUGAAGCCGCCAACACGGCGCUAACCAAAUCCAAGUCGCAUGAAUCGCAAUUCGGAAGUCAGCAGGCUGGUGGUGGGGGCGGUGGUAGCGGAACUGGAGGUGUUACCAGCGGAGCCAACAACAACAACAGCCACGCAAAUAACAACAACAACAGCAUAAACCACAUUAACAACAACAUUCCAUCGACGGUGGUGUCGCUUGGCGAGGGUUCUCUCACAACCACCGCCAGCGCGACCAGCAACGGAGGUUCCGGAGGCACGUUCGUGUCCCAGCAGCAGCAACGGUUGAUGGGAAAUGGAAGUGCGAACCGGAUGGGGACGUUUCCUCGCAGCCGACUACACACCGAACCCACCAUCACGGGUAGUGGCGGUGGCGUUGUUGGUGGAACCAGCAGCGUCCUCAGCACCAGCGGUGACCAUCACCAGCAUCACCAUCAUCAGCCACCCCAACACUACCAUCUUCACUAUCAUCAUCACCUGCAGCAGCAACAGCAACAGCAAGGAGUUGUCGGAAGUACCGGAAUGUCCCCGGAAUCGGGUGGCGAAUACUGUGGCACCGGUGAUCCGGGUGUUCCCCCUCAUCCGACUGGGGGUGUCGGUAUGAUCUCCUCCUCCUCCUCCGCCUCCUCCGCCGUACCUCCAAAAUCACCAUGCACCCCGAUCAUCACACGCGGCAUGGGCCACAUGAUACAGCACCGGUUUACGAAGAAGUUCAAGGUCACGAAGAGCACGUGCGAUCUGUGCCUCAAGCAGAUGUUCUUCGGCUUCAAGUGUACCGAGUGCAAGUACCGCUGCCACAAGGACUGCAAAUCGAACGUACCGCCGUCGUGCGGACUGCCGCAGGAGUUUGUCGACGAGUUUAAGAAAUCGCUUCAAUCGGACACGCUGCUUCCGACAAGCGUUUCGCCCAACAUUGGCCGCACUGGAGGGGGAUCGGGCGGCGGCAUGUACGGUGGAGGACGGGGCGACGGUGGAAAGACGGGGAUGGUACGAGGACCGAUGCACGCGAUACACGCGUGUGGUGGCGGUCCGGACAGCAGUUCGGCCGGGUCGAGCUGCAACAGCUCAUCGCCCUCGAGUCCCGCGCUCCUCUCGCUGCCGCCACAAACACCCGCCACGUCCAAGUAUUCGCAGUUCAAUUUUCCCGAGGUAUCGAGCGGAGUGGGAGGACACGGUGGCAUCACUGGCGGCAGCUCCGGCUCGACGACGACCAUGAUGAUGAUGGCGAUGAGUGGAGGAAGCGAUCGAAGCGGCGGAGGCAUUACGAUCGAAACACAUCCGAUCGGAGGCGGUGGUACGGGCGGACUGGGUGGAAGUCUGGGCAGCAGCGGCGUCUACACGAUGGACGCAAGCGUCGAAAUACCCAAACUACAGUUCUCGGACAUUCCCGAUCAUAACGUGCCCGGCGGGGGCGAAGACAAAACCGGAUCUGCCAGCGCGACGAGCACCGAUUCGUCCUCCGAUCGUACGCCGAUCCGGCUCGACUCGACUGAAGAGCGCGACCACGAAAGCAGCUGGCCGCGGCAGAAUUCUCUUUCGCUCAAAGAGUGGGACAUUCCGUACGAUGAUCUACAUCUGAAGGAAAAGAUCGGCAACGGCCGGUUCGGCACCGUGCACCGAGCGCUCUGGCACGGCGACGUGGCCGUGAAGCUACUGAAGGAAGACUACGUGGCGGACGAACGCACGCUGGAAGCGUUCAAGCUCGAGGUGGCCACGUUCAAGAAAACGCGGCACGAAAAUGUCGUCCUGUUCAUGGGCGCGUGCAUGAAACCGCCCCGGCUCGCCAUCGUCACGUCGCUCUGCAAGGGCAACACGCUCUUCACCCACAUCCAUCUGCGCAAGGACAAGUUCAACCUGAACCGCACCACCCUGGUGGCGCAACAGAUCUCGCAAGGCAUGGGCUAUCUGCACGCGCGCGGCAUCGUCCACAAGGACCUCAAAACGAAGAACAUCUUCCUCGAGAACGGCAAAGUGAUCAUCACCGACUUUGGACUGUUCAGCGCCACCAAGCUGCUGUACUGCGAGCUCGGUCUCGGCAUCCCCGGCGGGUGGCUCUGCUACCUGGCACCGGAGCUGAUGCGCAACCUGACACCCUACCGACCCAUCGAGGGCGAUCUCCCUUUCUCGAAAGCCUCGGACAUCUACGCAUUCGGCACGGUUUGGUACGAGCUGCUGUGCGGUGAGUUCCCGUUCAAAUCGCAACCGGCCGAAUCGAUCAUCUGGCAGGUGGGACGCGGCAUGAAGCAAACGCUGGCCAAUCUGCAGGCAUCGCGCGACGUCAAGGACAUACUGAUACAGUGCUGGAGCUACCAUUCGGACGAUAGGCCCGACUUUGCCAAACUGCUCACGCAGCUAGAACGACUGCCGAAGAAACGGCUUGCCCGGUCACCUUCCCAUCCGGUGCAGCUGUCCCGGUCGGCAGAAUCGGUCUUCUAGAGGGAGACAGCCACAAGAGCGAUAGCUCCAGCCCAGCUACUUCGGGACAGGUGUGGUGAGAUUAUUAUAAAGGACAAAACUAAAUAAAUAUAGGGACGAGUGUAAGGAUAGGAAAGCAGUGCAGGCGAAGGACAGGAGUUGCCAGUGUUACACGAGGGGGAAUACUCGCAAAACGGUUACGAUAAAAUAGUCGAAAUUACAAAAGCAACACACGAGCGACAGCGACGGAAAAGCGUGAGGGCGGAAGAACGGUGAGCGAAUGACAACAUAAGAACAAAUUAAUCACAUCAUUGGAUCAGAGUUGUAAUCUAAAAUAGCUUCAAAGUUGAAUAAAGUGUGACAAAAAUACUACGAAAUGAA
Molecule: messenger RNA, 4673 nt
Organism: Anopheles stephensi (Asian malaria mosquito)
Lineage: Eukaryota; Metazoa; Arthropoda; Insecta; Diptera; Culicidae
Gene: ksr
Product: kinase suppressor of Ras 2
Exons: 2
Coding region: 732-4313 (1193 amino acids)
Biological process (GO): protein phosphorylation
Molecular function (GO): protein kinase activity; ATP binding
Source: RefSeq, a predicted model, not a curated record